AUGGCGGCCCAGCCGUUUGAUCUUCGUCCGAUACUGGAUAAGCUGAUUCGUACGGAAGAUGAUUGUAGGCCACUCGUUGUGAUGACUUGUGGAAUCUCGGGUGCGGGAAAGUCAACUUUGGCGAAGCAAAUAAUUGAUUGUUCCCCCAACUUUAUAAGACUCUCUGUCGAUGAAAUCAUCUUCAAGAGUCAUGGGCUUUACGCCAUCGACUACGCUCGAGAAAAGUACCAAGAAUAUCAGACCGAAGCACAAGAAACCUUGGUUGCCGAACUAAAGCGUCGGCUUGAGGAGAGAACAAGGGACAUUGUACUUGAUCUAUCUUUCUGGAACAAAGAGUACAGAGACGAAUUCAAGGCCAUGAUAGAAAAGUUCGGCGGCCGAUGGGUUCUGGUUUUCUUGGAUGCUGACAAGGAACUUCUCUGGAAACGCAUCACCUCGCGAAAGGCCCAAAGGGAUGGACAGGAUUUGGCCAACAGAACCGGCGAUUCGGCAUUUGAUGUGAAUAGGGAAACUUUCGACUCGUACUGUGAAGGGUUUGAAAGGCCUUGUGGAGAAGGAGAGUGUGUCAUCAAGGUCCUCUGA
Messenger RNA from Fusarium falciforme, 582 nucleotides. RefSeq lists its product as hypothetical. The record is from RefSeq and is a predicted model, not a curated record. NCBI's taxonomy places the organism in Eukaryota, Fungi, Ascomycota, Sordariomycetes, Hypocreales, Nectriaceae. The transcript is spliced from 3 exons. Bases 1 to 582 code for a protein of 193 amino acids.